Lachancea nothofagi CBS 11611 is the source of this 741-nucleotide messenger RNA. The record is from the annotation of a GenBank genome assembly. Lineage: Eukaryota; Fungi; Ascomycota; Saccharomycetes; Saccharomycetales; Saccharomycetaceae.
AUGGUUAAAAUCGCUAUCAUCACGUACUCAAUGUACGGCCACAUUGACAUCCUGGCCAAAUCUAUUCAGGAGGGUAUCGUUGCCGCUGGAGGCAAGGCUGAUCUGUUUAGGGUCGAGGAAACGUUGCCCGACGAAGUGCUCGAGCUGAUGCACGCUCCUGCCAAGCCAGAUAUUCCAGUUGCCACCGCCCAGACUCUAGAAGAAUAUGACGCCUUUCUCUUUGGUGUUCCGACAAGAUACGGCAACGUUCCAGCCCAGUGGUCGGCAUUUUGGGACCAGACAGGUGGAUUGUGGGUCAAGGGAUCCCUGCAUGGUAAACCGGCUGGUGUAUUUGUCUCGACUGGUAGUUUCGGCGGUGGUCAGGAAUUGACCGUCAAAAGCUGCAUGUCCUACUUGGUUCAUCACGGUUUGAUAUUCAUUCCUCUAGGGUACAAGAACACUUUUGCUGAAUUAUCUAACCUCGAGGAAAUCCAUGGUGGCUCGCCUUGGGGUGCUGGCACUCUAGCUAGUGGUGAUGGCUCUCGGCUACCAAGUGAAUUGGAGCUAAGAAUGGCUGUUACACAGGGUAAAGCAUUUUACGAGAUUGCCCAGCAUUUUCCUCUUCCUAGCACUAAAAAAUCCACAACGAAGCAAGCUCAAACCGAAGAGAAAAAGGUCCCUGCCCAAAGAACUGUGCAAUCCACUGCCACACCAGAAAAGAGGGACGCUCAGAAGAAGAAUGGCUGCUGUGUUCUCAUGUAA